GCCAACAUGUCCACCGUACGUGUAGACGGUGUUUACAUCAUAUUCUUUCUGCUUUUUUCACAUCAAGUCAUUUCCCAAAAUGAAGGACUUAGUAAUGCUAAUCAACAACAAGAGGGGCAAAGUGCUAAAGAAACUUACGGCCAAUUUCCACUCCUCCUGAAUGAGGAAUUCCUCGCACAGGUGAUCCAGGGUUUACUAGGUGUAGCUUCUUUAAAUCAAACCGAUCAAACCGACCGCACAGAAACGCAGGUGAUGGAGAUGUUUAUGUCUUUAUUUAACAUGUCGAAUACCUGCGAGAAGGAUAUUUACACGAUGGUGACUGAUUCCAGUGCUGGCAGAGAAUACGCAAAGCGGAUGUUAACAGCUGCAGGAAGUCGACCUAGUGCCGCAGCCGAAUUUACCGGGAAUCUAGCAUCGUUUGGCCUGUACCAGCAAUGUGUUGCUGUCAAGAAGGGCUCUUACGACGGAGCGCCAUUCGAUGCCAAAUACUGUCAGAUUGGCUUUCCAUGGAAAGGAGAGGCACAGGCUAGCGCAGGAGAGUGUGCACCACAGUCGUGUUCUAGUACAGAAUUGACAGCACUUAUCUAUCGAAUUUUGGCAGUGGUUUCCCCUCUACCCGAGGAUGCGUACGUUCAUUUCUUUUGUGAGGAGGAGGUGGGAUGGGAUGCCGACGCCAUUGUUACAGUGUUUCUUUGCUGCGCGUUUCUGCUGUGCGUCGUUAUGGCCACCGCCUAUGACAUUUUCAGCUUGCAUAAAGAACAGAAAAGUAAAGAGGAAGGUAACGUUAGGAUCCAGUUGGAGGGAGGCGAAGCGACUCCAGAAGAAACAAGCGCUUUGAAUGAUGACACUGAGGUUAAGGAAGGGAAUGAUGGUCAAAAUGAAGUCGCAAUAGCUGAAGAAAACAAUGAAGAACAACCGACAGAACACAGAAAAUAGAAAGGCCUAGACAUUGCAGGUCUCGUGCGUGCAUUUUCACUUGUGCAAAAUGCGCCGAAGAUUUUUAACACAGAAGUCCGGCCUGGCUCUUUUCCCGCCCUUAACGGUAUUCGUGUGCUUAGUAUGUU
Messenger RNA from Anneissia japonica, 1064 nucleotides. RefSeq lists its product as uncharacterized. The coding region runs from base 7 to 936 and encodes 309 amino acids. The transcript has 6 exons. The record is from RefSeq and is a predicted model, not a curated record. Lineage: Eukaryota; Metazoa; Echinodermata; Crinoidea; Comatulida; Comatulidae.